AUGAUUUGGAAUAAUGAGAGUGAGGAUUUUUCUAAGCUUGGUUUGCAUGCUUUUUGUAGUUGGCAAGAGUGGUUUGUAGCGCAGGAAAAUACUUCCCGGGAACAUGAGCAUUCACAUUCUCUGAGUUGGAGCCCGCCUAUGGAGGGUAGCCUAAAAUGCAAUGUUGACGCAGCGGGAGUUUUGGCCCUCAAAGAAGCUAUUCUUAGUGCUAUUGACUUGCAUCUGGUGAAUGUCAUCUUCGAGUGUGAUUCUCAAGUUAUGACUCAAGCCAUUCGGUCGGAUUUUAAUGGUUUUUCCGAAUUUAGUUCUAUUAUUUCAGCUAUUCGCAGUUUGUUGUUACAUUUUCCCAACUUUGAGGUCAAGUUUGUUAAACGCCAAGCGAAUUCGGUGGCUCACGCUUUAGCUAAGGCGGCCGAUUCUUGGACUAGGCGUAGUUUCUUUAAUAUGAGUCCUCCUUGUAUUGAACAUUUGCUUACUAGUGAUAUGAGUUGA
Vicia villosa (hairy vetch) is the source of this 492-nucleotide messenger RNA. RefSeq lists its product as uncharacterized. Bases 1 to 492 code for a protein of 163 amino acids. Gene Ontology annotation, molecular function: RNA-DNA hybrid ribonuclease activity; nucleic acid binding. Lineage: Eukaryota; Viridiplantae; Streptophyta; Magnoliopsida; Fabales; Fabaceae. The transcript has 2 exons. The record is from RefSeq and is a predicted model, not a curated record.